AUGCAAGUCCAAGCUGUUUCGUCCGCACUGUCAACUAUGUCUGUAUUUUCAUCUCACCAUGAAGAACAGAUCCAGAAUCUUGGCGAUCCUUCCAAGACGAUGCCAUCCUUCAUCAAGCCAAGAAUCGAUCUUUUUGAUCAUUUAAAGGCUGAACAUCUCAAAAAGUUAUCUGAAAAAAAAUCUGCUUCGAUUAAGAUUUCUCUCGCUGACGCCAGAAGCUUUGAAGGGGAGUCUCUGAUCACUACUCCUUUGGAUAUUGCCAAACUUGCUUUUGGAAACAAAGUCGCCGACACUUUUAUAGUUGCCAAGGUAAAUGGGCAACUUUUUGAUAUUACAAGACAAUUGGAGUGUGAUUGCUCCAUUGAGUUUUUUGACUUUAACUCGGAGCAAGGCCAGUCUGUCUUUUGGCAUUCCUCUGCUCAUGUGUUAGGUGAAGCCUGUGAGUAUAAGUAUAAUUGUUUGCUCUGCCAUGGCCCUCCAACGGAAGAUGGCUUUCACUAUGAUAUGAAACUUCCAGAGGGCCAGACCGUUAAUCCCUCUGAUUUCCCCCAGUUGAUAGAACUUGCAACAAAGUUCAUCAAGGAAAAGCAGCCUUUUGAGAGGCUGGAAAUGUCUAAAGACGAUCUUUUAAAGAUGUUUUCUUAUAAUCCUUAUAAGAUCCACUUUAUACGCGAGAAAAUCGCGGACGGGUCAUUUUCUACCGUUUACCGUUGCGGGGAUCUUAUUGACUUGUGUAUGGGGCCACAUGUUCCACACACCGGUCUAAUAAAGGCCUUUGAAGUAACCAAAAAUUCAUCUUCUUACUUCUUGGGAGAUGCCAACAAGGAUUCUUUGCAAAGAAUCUAUGGAAUAUCUUUUCCAGAUGUCAAGCUUCUAAAGGAGUAUGUUAAAUUUAAGCAGGAAGCUGAACGUAGAGAUCAUCGUCGUCUUGGAAAAGACCACCAGCUUUUUUUCUUUCAUGAGCUUUCUCCUGGUUCGUGCUUUUUUCUUCCCUAUGGAGCGCGAAUAUAUACUUCUCUCGUCGAAUUGAUGAGAGAAGAGUACAGAAAACGUGGAUUCCUUGAGGUUAUCUCUCCCAAUAUUUUCAAUGUCAAUCUCUGGAAGACAUCUGGGCAUUGGGAAAAUUAUCAAGAAAAUAUGUUUUCGUUUGAAAUUGAAAAAGAAGUAUAUGCUUUGAAGCCUAUGAAUUGCCCCGGGCAUUGUCUUAUGUUCGCCCAUCGUGAAAGAUCUUAUCGCGAGCUCCCGCUGCGUUUGGCUGAUUUUGGGGUCCUGCACCGUAAUGAGCUUUCCGGGGCUUUGACUGGACUUACUAGGGUCCGUCGCUUUCAACAAGACGAUGCUCAUAUAUUUUGUCGAGCAGAUCAAAUUUCAGACGAAAUUCAGGGAUGUAUUGCGUUUCUUGAUGCCAUUUACUCAAUUCUUGGUUUUACAUACUCACUAAAGCUUUCCACGAGGCCAGAAAAGUUUUUAGGUGAAAUUGACACAUGGAACGCCGCUGAAAAGCAGCUUGAAGAUGCACUUCGGUUGUCAGGAAAGUCAUUUGAACUUAAUCCUGGAGAUGGAGCGUUUUAUGGCCCCAAAAUCGAUAUCACUCUUACAGACGCUCAACGUCGCCGCCACCAAUGUGCUACCAUUCAACUCGAUUUUCAGCUCCCGCAGAGAUUUGAUCUAUCCUUCAGAUCAGCAUCGCAUGAUGAAAGCUCAAUGCACGAACGGCCAGUGAUCAUACACAGGGCAAUUUUGGGAUCUCUUGAACGCAUGAUUGCCAUUUUAACGGAAAAUUAUGCAGGAAAGUGGCCAUUUUGGCUUUCCCCUCGUCAGGUUAUGAUUGUGCCCGUUUCGGCAGCAACUUUUGAAUAUGCAGCGCGCAUCUGCCAGCAGUUUGUAUGUGAGGGCGUACACGCAGAAGUUGAUACAAGUGACGUCACUUUAAACAAGAAGAUUCGCAAUGCGGAAACCUCACACUUUAAUUAUGUCUUUGUUGUUGGGCAGUCUGAGCAGGAUUCUAAUUCGGUUAAUGUUAGAAAGGCAACAACCGAGGGCAAGGACAGAGUCUGCUCCGUCGAUGCAGCAUUAUCGAUGCUACUCCAAAUGAAGCAACUUCGAUCCAAAGAAUCGCUUUUUGCCCUUUAG
Molecule: messenger RNA, 2133 nt
Organism: Mitosporidium daphniae
Lineage: Eukaryota; Fungi; Microsporidia
Exons: 2
Coding region: 1-2133 (710 amino acids)
Biological process (GO): threonyl-tRNA aminoacylation
Cellular component (GO): cytoplasm
Molecular function (GO): threonine-tRNA ligase activity; ATP binding
Source: RefSeq, a predicted model, not a curated record